ACUUAGCCUCGUUGCAACUUCGCGGGUGAACCACGGUCGCCAUCUUGAGCUAGUUCCAUGAAUGCUAGAAAUGCAACGGUAUUGUCGGCAAGUCUAGAGAUUAGUAAUUGAUGAGUAUGAAAGGUAACAAUUUCACAGUUGUUGCAAAUGUAACAACAGCGGUAACAUUGAAGCUGAGAACAUUUGCCCUUUCCAGACAAAGAGGAUUAUAGCUGCAGAAAGGGGAACUUAUAAAUCGCAAUAUUUCGUCUUCUCAAACAAAUCGGUGCUCUUGCCCGGACUCUAGGCACCAGACAGUUUGGUGACUUGAGACAAUACACAAUGCCUCUACCAAGUCGAGCUCGUGUGUAUGCAGAUAUCAACACACACAAGCCCCGGGAAUAUUGGGACUACGAGUCUCAUGUUGUAGAGUGGGGAAAUCAAGAUGAUUACCAGAUUGUCAGAAAGCUUGGAAGAGGUAAAUACAGUGAAGUCUUCGAAGCUAUCAACAUCACAAACAAUGAAAAAUGUGUUAUAAAGAUUUUAAAGCCUGUCAAAAAGAAGAAAAUCAAACGUGAAAUCAAGAUCUUGGAAAAUCUCAGAGGUGGCACUAAUGUCAUCACACUUCUUGCAAUUGUGAAGGACCCUGUGUCGCGAACGCCUGCUCUUAUUUUUGAGCAUGUCAACAACACAGAUUUCAAGCAACUCUACCAGACCUUUACAGACUAUGAUAUAAGAUUUUAUCUAUAUGAGCUGAUGAAGGCACUUGACUACUGCCACAGCAUGGGUAUCAUGCACCGCGAUGUCAAGCCUCACAAUGUUAUGAUAGAUCAUGAAAACAAAAAGCUACGGUUGAUUGACUGGGGACUGGCAGAGUUUUACCAUCCAGGCAUGGAAUACAAUGUAAGGGUGGCAUCUCGUUAUUUUAAAGGACCAGAACUUCUUUUGGAUUACCAGAUGUAUGACUAUUCCCUAGACAUGUGGAGUCUAGGAUGCAUGUUUGCCAGUAUGAUCUUCAGAAAAGAGCCCUUUUUUCAUGGGCAUGACAACUACGAUCAGCUGGUACGGAUAGCUAAAGUUUUAGGAACAGAUGACCUUUAUGGUUACAUUGAGAAGUACCAGAUAGAUUUAGACCCACGGUUUAACGACAUACUUGGAAGGCAUUCACGGAAACGAUGGGAAAGGUUUGUGCACAGUGAAAACCAGCAUCUUGUCAGUCCUGAAGCCCUGGAUUUCUUAGACAAGCUUUUGCGCUAUGACCACAAUGAGCGUCUUACUGCUCGUGAAGCCAUGGAACACCCAUACUUUUACCCAAUUGUGAAGGAGCAGGGACGCAUGUCCACUAUGUCUGGACACACUUCUCCCACACCUGUCACCAAUACUGGACAGAUUGGAGUGCUAAUGCAAGAGCUUUUGGCCUCAUCUGACGCCUUGCCUGUGGUCUGCUGCGUGCAGGUUCUGCCGUGAGCAAUGCGGUGGGUGUGUCAGGCUCGCCUAUAUUGGCAGCCAACCUGUCACCUCUGCCGAACAAUGCAGCUGCGGCUCAGACCUAAAAGCACUGCCUGCCUGCCUGCAGCUUGACACCGCUGCCUUGCACCCUUGUGCAGCUGUGGCAGGCCUCUUCCCAUCCUCAGUGGACUGACUCUUCAUACAAACACCGCCUCCCUUUGGCUGCAUUCUGUGGGACCUUGUGGGUUCUGUGCAAAUGUAGCUCAGUGAAGAACUCUCUAGUGAGAGAUAGUGUGAGAAGUUAGUGAGCCUGUGGUUCCAGAAGGGGGAAAAAGAGUGCAGCGAGAAAAGAGAGAAAGGAAAGACAAACUGCACUGGCAACUAAAUUGGCAAUGGAUGUUGGCGUACUUCCAUCUACUCCCAUGUAUUUACGACUGAGUGUGGUCUUUGUUGCUACUUCAUAGUUUGGUCACUGAAUGCACACAAUUGUACGAAAGAUUUCAAAGAUCUAACAGACCAGGUGUUUGGGGAAUUUUAAAAUUUAUAUAUACAUAUAUAUAAUUUGAGUGUGUGUUAAAGCCAUUUGGGAUGGUUGCAGAUUCCCCCCCCCCUUCUUCUUACCUCCCCCCCCCUUUUUUUUUUCCUCUCUCUCUUAGGUGUAGAAAAGAAAAACUUCACUACCUCCUAUGCAUCAGCUAAAAGAAACCAUAUUAAGUUGUUAAACUGAGUAUCAACUGUUGGUUGCAGCAAAAACUUCUUGCACAGCAUUCACAGCUUUUGCUUCUGUAAUUAAUUUUUCUGUUUAUAGGUAGUGUUAACUGCAACUAGAAAAUUUAUUUCGGAAAGCUGUUAACAUGUUUGAAUCUAAUUCAUGAUGAGUCAGGACUACCUAGUUUUAGAAAGGAUUAUUUUCCUUUAGAAUUUACUCUCUGAAAGUUUUAUUACCUUUAUUGUGUGGUCAUAAAGUCCUGUUUGAAACAAACAUAAAAAUAAUUUAUCAGUUCUUCUGUUUGGCUUUCUAGCGUUAACUUUGCAAAGCAGACCAUGACUAACACUAACCAGGCGCUCCACAAUUUUGUAAAUCUCCAUUUUUAACAUAAAGAAAAGUAAAAGACUCUACAAUUCAAGUCCCUUAUGUUGUGGAAUAUUUUUUGUUCUAAUGAUGUCAUGCUUUAUGAUAAGAUAAAAAAAAUAAACGGAGGAAAUAGCUUUCUUGAAAGCAGGUGUACUUGCUUUUACUAUAUGUGUAUACACACAUGAUCCAUCUAAUAACAAUUUCCAUAGAACUUUCCUAGUUUUAUGGGGUUUCCACUUGCUCCAGGAGUGCAGUGAGUGGAUGUUAAAACUUUUUAUGAAUAUAUUUGCUACCCCCAUACAUUGUUAUGCCCAACCAAAAUAUUUCAUGCCAGUUUGAUUAAACUAAUACAGAUUCAUAGCUAAUUGUAGAUGAGGUUAACAUGAGUUUAUGACCACUGUCGCAAGGUCGUUGCUUAUAAUUCUUUUUUAAUCUAUUUACUUCAUCCACUUAUAAAAUCAAAAAAUAUUUUGUAGUUGGUUAUAGUAGUGGUUACAGUUUGAUGCUGUGGUUUUCUUUACAGUAAACACAUCGCAUCAACAGCAAAUUAGAUGUAUUUUACUACAUCGAGCUUUGGUUUGGUUCAUUUUUGUUUUGCUUAUGAAUUGGGAUGGGUCUGUUUAAACAUGUUUUCGGGGUAUGCUGCAUGUAGGAAAAAAGAAAUGAACAUUUUAUCAUGUGGUUUACAGCUUUGAAUAAUGCGAGGAAGUGUGAAAUAGAACAGGACUUAAUAUAUUAAAAAAAAAAAUUAAGAUUUGUUUACCUUCUCCCUCAAAAGGCCUCGUAUACCAGUGAUUUUUUUCAGUUGGGUUUGUGCAGUCAGUUUCAGGUAAAAGUAAAGCCAUGCCCAGCCUAAUACACAAAGUAAAAAUGAGAUGAAGUAUAUAAUCAUUUUGUUGAUGCCAGGUCAAUUUUUUUUAAAACCAGUUCUAGGAAUUGCUGGAUGAUAACAAGAUUUUGAGGUGGUAUAUUGGGAUCAACUAUUCACUUUUGUGGCUUGAUGCUGUUGAAAAAUUAAAAACUUUGCUUUUGCUCUUGUAUGUUCAGGUCAUAUUUGUAAUCGGUAUGAAUACACUGUUGAGGUUGGUUCCCUUCCCUCGUUGUAUAGGUUAUACUGUGGUCUUCAGUUUAAACUGGUGGCAUUCAAGUUCACAUGUAUGAAAAUUAGCACCUUUCCUUUUUGGAAUUGUAUAAAUUGUUUUUCAAAACUUUCCCAUGGAUGAGAGCAAACCAAACAUGGUUGUGCAGUCUGUCCUUUAAGAGUGAAAAGUGUAGAAACUGCAGGCAGAUGUGUGCUACCUCAAUGUGUGGAAAUUUGGUAUAUUAGUCUCUUAAGGGGGGGUGGGGAGGCUGGUGGAAGCCUCAAAUACUUAAAUCUGCAUUGGACAUUGCUUCUAGAUAACUGCAUGUUCUGGUUAAUAUAGUUGUGGAGGUUGUGCUAUCACUUUGUGUUUCUCUUAUAAUUGACAAAAUAUCAAAAUGAAACAGAAAGCUUAUAGAGCAUUUUUGCAACCUUUUUUUCAUAACCUUCUCUGGCUUGAAACUAAGUGGUGUUAACAGCAAAUGAUGCAUGGACUCCAGCUCAUGUGCAUGCACACACACAUUCUUUGAAAAGGGCUGUAGUUUCGAGGUCUGCAGAAAAAGCAGGCUGGACACUAGCAUUGGCAGUAUGUGGAAACAGAACUUGUCAUAUUUGAUGUGAAGAAAGAAAUAAAAAUAGUGGCAACAGAGCUUUCUUAGCAUAAAGGGAACAUUACAUAUCAUAUAUAGCUAGCUGGCAUGUUCACCAUAUUUGUGGCAAAUUAAAAAGGGUCAUUGCU
Pomacea canaliculata is the source of this 4323-nucleotide messenger RNA. Its product is annotated as casein kinase II subunit alpha. Gene Ontology annotation, biological process: protein phosphorylation. Gene Ontology annotation, molecular function: protein serine/threonine kinase activity; ATP binding. Gene Ontology annotation, cellular component: nucleus; cytosol; protein kinase CK2 complex. The record is from RefSeq and is a predicted model, not a curated record. NCBI's taxonomy places the organism in Eukaryota, Metazoa, Mollusca, Gastropoda, Architaenioglossa, Ampullariidae. The coding region runs from base 322 to 1446 and encodes 374 amino acids. The transcript is spliced from 13 exons.